Messenger RNA from Thelazia callipaeda (thelaziosis nematode), 678 nucleotides. The record is from the annotation of a GenBank genome assembly. NCBI's taxonomy places the organism in Eukaryota, Metazoa, Nematoda, Chromadorea, Rhabditida, Thelaziidae.
AUGAAACAAUUCAAAAAAUCGCUUGUUUCAGGAAGCCCUGCACAUGCAUCUUUGUCCUCGGAAAAGGCAACUUCAAAGCUUUCGAAAACAGAAAUAGCAGGUUCGACUUUUACUGAGGCCGAAAAUAUUGAUGCUUCUUCGAAUUCAGAAAAUGUACAAAGCUUAGGUCAAAGCGAAUCGUCAAGAAACUCAACUAUCUCACAGAUACCCGUAGAACCAGGGAAAGCUUCACCUCUUCCACCAUGUGAUGGAGAGAGAGUGGUGUCCGAACGUGUUCUUCGCUUGGCAAAUGAAAUAACCAACUUAACAAUUUUUGAAGUAGCGGAGUUAAAUUCUACUCUGAAAAAGAAAUUAAAUCUACCUGAUACACCAGUAUUUGCUUCACAUCUUACAACCUCAAUACCCGCUACUGUUGAAGAUGGAAGUGGAAUGGAAAAAAAUGAACCUCAGCAAUCGCAAAAAACAUUUUUUUCUGUAAAGUUAACAAAAUUAGAUGAUUCGAAAAAAAUUCCCCUUAUCAAAGAAAUUCGUACGAUUAUGGAAGGUUUCAAUUUGGUGCAAGCAAAGAAGUUUGUAGAAGCGUUACCUGCAACCGUAAAAGACGAUUUAAGUAAAAGUGAGGCUGAAGAAUUAAAGGCAAAACUUGAAAAAUUGGGUGCUGUUUGUGAAAUUGUUUGA